Gadus macrocephalus (Pacific cod) is the source of this 2690-nucleotide messenger RNA. RefSeq names its product LIM homeobox 2b (gene lhx2b). Gene Ontology annotation, biological process: regulation of transcription by RNA polymerase II; neuron differentiation. Lineage: Eukaryota; Metazoa; Chordata; Actinopteri; Gadiformes; Gadidae. Gene Ontology annotation, cellular component: nucleus. Bases 844 to 2130 code for a protein of 428 amino acids. Gene Ontology annotation, molecular function: DNA-binding transcription factor activity, RNA polymerase II-specific; RNA polymerase II transcription regulatory region sequence-specific DNA binding. The record is from RefSeq and is a predicted model, not a curated record. The transcript has 5 exons.
GGGAAGCAGAAGUGGAGCUGCCAGCGGCUUGGCCAACUCCUCCUCUUUACUCUCACGAAGCCCGUUACAACUAAAUAUAUCUCUCAGACUGAUAACACCACCACGUCUACCCGAAUCACAGCAACUACAGGAUUUUAAAGACUACACGUGUGUGUUUUUAUCCUCUUCUUGACGAGGUAUAGGGCGGCAGUUGCAGUUCUGAAUUCGGGCUGUUCCAGUCAUCUUUAUUCUGCAACUUGGGACAGCAACUCAGUAGAGCCGGAGGAGAAGAGCUCCGUGUGAAGAAGAUGCGGCUCUCUUUCUGUGGCUUCCUGUCAGAAUUUGUCGGAAAUAUUUUUCACUCGACGGCAUUUGACUCCAGAAGAUUUCUUGCUGGUUUGUUGGGCAGUGCCGCCUGCCAGACCAGCCUCUGAGUGUUGUGGUCAGAGGAUAAUAUUUCCCUGGUCGGUGCCUGAUAUUCCCGACGUAGAGUCGUCGGUACCGAGACCCACCGGGCUUCCAUAGUCGGUAUGUUGUUCAUGGAAUUAUACCGCAAACGCAAUUCAUAACUAGAGAUCCAUGAUCCUGCUAAUCACAGAGAAUAUACUCAAACAAUUAAUCAAGACCCACAAUCAUUAAUUAACCGGGCCUGUAUAGCUUAUUAAUGAUAAUGAUGAUGAUGAUGAUUAUUCGAAAGAAGAUUUCCAUUGGCAGAUGAGACGGUAGUGUGGAGAGCACGUUCCUGUUUCUUCUGCGGGUUUUUUUUCUUCCUGAACUGGAAUUCCUGUGACAAGAAACGAGGAGGACUUUGUUUUGUUUUUGUUUCCUCCGGCGCCAUUGCACGGUCUAAAGUUGCAAAGUCUGAUGGAAAUCCUGGGUUGCAGAUCCGAGGAGAACAGUUUCAAUAUCCUCCCGUCGGCGGCUACCAUGCUGUUCCACGGCCUGUCCGGGGGAGAGGUGCACGGGGUGCACGGGGUGCACGGGGUGCACGGGGUGCACGGGGUGGUGGAGGAGAUGGAGCGGAGGGGCAAGAGCGAGUCCACGGUCAUCAGCUCUGCUAUCGACAUGGGAGAGACCGAAGCGACGUUGCAGUGCAUGAACAGCGAUCGCGUGGCCCUGUGUGCAGGCUGCGGCCGAAGGAUCGCGGACCGCUACUACCUGCUCGCGGUGGAUAAGCAGUGGCACAUGCGCUGUCUCAAGUGCUGCGAGUGCAAACUGCACCUGGAGUCCGAGCUCACGUGCUUCAGCAAGGACGGCAGCAUUUAUUGCAAGGAGGACUACUACAGAAGAUUCUCCGUCCAGAGGUGCGCGCGGUGUCACCUCGGCAUCUCGGCCUCGGAGAUGGUCAUGCGCGCUCGGGACUUGGUGUACCACCUCAACUGUUUCACGUGCACGACGUGCAACAAGAUGCUGACCACGGGAGACCAUUUCGGCAUGAAGGACAGUCUGGUGUACUGCCGCUUGCACUUUGAGACUCUAGUUCAGGGGGAGUACCAGAGCCACUUUAGCCCGGGGGACGUGGUCUCGCAUAAGGGCCUGGGCUCCGGCAACACGCUGGGAAUAUCCUACUUCAACGGCGUGGGCACCGUGCAGAAGGGCCGGCCAAGGAAAAGGAAGAGUCCGGGGCCAGGGGCCGAGCUAGCGGCCUACAAUGCGGCCCUCAGCUGUAAUGAGAACGACGGGGACUCUAUGGACCGGGACUCACAGUACAGCUCGAGCCAGAAGACCAAGCGCAUGCGGACGUCGUUCAAGCACCACCAGCUGCGGACCAUGAAGUCGUACUUCGCCAUCAACCACAACCCUGACGCCAAGGACCUCAAGCAGCUCGCGCAGAAGACGGGCCUCACCAAGCGGGUAUUACAGGUGUGGUUCCAGAACGCCAGGGCCAAGUUCCGGCGGAACCUGCUGCGCCAGGAGAGCGGCAGCGGGGACAAGGCGUCGGACGGCUCGGUGAUGGCGGGGGGCACCCCGUCCGGUCCCGUCUCCGACAUCUCCAACGGCUCCAUGAGCCCCCCGUCCAGCACGCCCACCACGCUCACCGACCUCACCAACCCCACCAUGCCCACCGUCACCUCCGUGCUGGGCGGCGGGCCCAUGGACGUGCACGAGUGCCGUAGCCCCUCACAGACGACCCUGACCAGCCUCUUCUGAUAGAGGUCCAUCCCCCCCCCCCCCCCCCCCGCCCCGCCUUCCUCCGACCUCCUCUCUGCUGCUGCUGCUGUCCCUCUUUGGCGAGGGGUGAAGUUCAACCUCUCCAUUAAGACCCCCCUCCACCCACCCCCUGGCCCCGUCGUCUCCCCCCUACAACUGUAUCUACGUCGCGAGCAGAGGACUGAUGACUUCUGAAACAACAUAACCUGCUACUUGGGGAGGGGAGGGGAGGGGGGGGGGAUGGAACAAGACAAGAACACAGAUCUGAAUUUGCUCUGAGACCUUGGGAGAUAUUCGUGAGGCAGCCAAGCCUUACCGAUGGAACGGUUGUUGUUUUCUUGACGUGUUGUCUUCUGCACAGACUUGCAUUUGCAUUUUUCAUUGUUUACAGAAAGAGACAUGAGGGGGGGGGGGAGAAACUGCUUGAUUUUGAAAAACUCUUUGUUUUUUUUUGUUUUUUUUCAGAACAGUAUUUAUGUUGUACAGGAGUGACUGUUAGAUGGAUUGUAAACUGGAGGUGCAGAAAUUCAGAUUAAACAGGUUACAAUAUCACACGACAA